Ostertagia ostertagi is the source of this 528-nucleotide messenger RNA. The record is from the annotation of a GenBank genome assembly. NCBI's taxonomy places the organism in Eukaryota, Metazoa, Nematoda, Chromadorea, Rhabditida, Trichostrongylidae.
UUAAACCGUGCAAAGGUUGAACUACUCGAUUCACACGAACGUCAGCGUGUUAGUCGUGAUGAUUACCAGAAAGUAAAUCCACCCAGAUUCGACAAGUGUGAAGACAUGUCAAGCAUGUCGUGCUUAAACGAGGCUUCCGUUCUACAUAACCUUAGACAGGCGACAUAUUCUGGGCUGUUUUGUGUGGUUGUAAAUCCAUAUAAACGACUUCCGAUCUAUACUGAUUCCAUCGCUGAACAAUACAAGGGAAAGAAAAGGAAGGAGAUGCCACCGCAUAUUUUUGCGGUAACUGACGAAGCGUAUCGCAAUAUGCUACAGGAUCGAGAAGAUCAAUCCAUCCUUUGCACAGGAGAGUCAGGUGCCGGCAAAACAGAGAACACUAAGAAGGUGAUCCAAUACCUUGCUCAUGUCGCCGCACCGAGGUCGAGUAACAGUAAGGGUCGUCUAGAAGAGCAGCUCCUGCAAGCGAAUCCGAUCUUAGAGGCUUUUGGUAACAGCAAAACGAUCAAGAACGACAACUCAUCUCGU